Messenger RNA from Danaus chrysippus (African queen), 648 nucleotides. NCBI's taxonomy places the organism in Eukaryota, Metazoa, Arthropoda, Insecta, Lepidoptera, Nymphalidae. The record is from the annotation of a GenBank genome assembly.
AUGAUAAGAAUCUCUGAUUUCCACUUUGCUGGUGAGACCCAGUGUCUGCCGCUUCUAAUCAUUUCUAUUCUGUGGACAUUAGUGUAUACAGUGCCGCAGAUGUCUGACAUUCAGUUAGAGCGGACACUAGCUGAUAGAGUGAUGAUGCAGAGACAUAUAAAAUGCGCUCUCAGCGAGGGACCUUGUGACCCGACGGGGAUGAGGCUUAGAACUCUCGCGCCCCUCGUUCUGCGCGGAUCCUGCCCUCAAUGCUCAUCGCAGGAGACGCGCCAAAUAAGACGAACACUCGCUUACGUGCAAAGAAACUAUCCGUGGGAAUGGGCCAAGAUUAUUUCACACGUCAUAGUAAUUUUAGCAAUGGCCGCUCUCUGCGUCGCUGAGACACAACGGCCUGCUGUGUCUGACACCGCGCUUGAAGACGCCCUCAAUGACAAACGUUUUAUACAACGACAAUUAAAAUGCGCGCUCGGUGAAGCACCGUGUGACCCUAUUGGAAAACGAUUAAAAACAUUAGCACCAUUGGUUCUCAGAGGCGCCUGUCCACAAUGUACGCCACAAGAAACGAAGCAAAUUCAACGGACCCUGUCUUACGUACAAAGAAACUUCCCUCAACAGUGGGCUAAAAUUGUACGCCAGUACUCUGGAUAA